Aegilops tauschii subsp. strangulata is the source of this 4345-nucleotide messenger RNA. RefSeq lists its product as uncharacterized. NCBI's taxonomy places the organism in Eukaryota, Viridiplantae, Streptophyta, Magnoliopsida, Poales, Poaceae. The record is from RefSeq and is a predicted model, not a curated record.
GUGACAAGGCACAAAAACCUUCUACUACAAAAGAUCAAGUGAUGGAGUCAAGGACCCGAGCGAGAAGAAAAGAAGUUACCUGGGGCAAGCUAAAGAAGUGGGAGGAUCUUCUUGUGAAGAAAGAAGAGAAGUAAGAGGGCCAAAUCACAAAGUGCAGAUGAGAGGAGGGGAACAAACCCUAGGCGCUGGAGGGAUCCAAUCGGGCCUGGCAUAUCUCCAUCUCCCUCACCCCACCUUCUCCACCACCGGCCGCCGCCGCGGCCAGGCCGGCGUGGCGGCGCGCCACCGCGCCAUCACCAGCAUCCACCAGCACCAAUCCAUCUCCACGCCGCCGCCAGCACACACCACCCAUCCAUCCAGCCACCAGAGCCACCGCAUCACCACCGCGCCUCCACCCCAUGCUCGCGCGCUCGACCAGACGAGGUGCCUGGUGCCCCGCGCGACCAUCCCCACGCUGCUGCUGCUCUUCCCACGUCCCUGAUGCUGCUCUGCUUGCGCCCGAUCUCUGCUGCUCCUCCUUCAAUCUCCUGCUGCUUCUCUUCUUCUAUCCCCAAAACUGUUGCUGCUCCCCAUCCUCACGUCCUUGCUGCUCCUCUUUCUUCAAUCAUGCUUCUGCUUCCCCCACGUUCUGCUUCCUUUCUUCUCCUUCACUUCCUGCCUGCUGCUUCUCCUUCUUCCUUCACCUGCUGCGAUCUCUCUCUCUCCCACAUCUUUGCUGCUGCCCCUGCUGAACCCUCCACGCUGCUGCUCCUCCUUCUUCUCCACAAAACUGCUGCUGCUCCCUUCUUGCCCAUGCCUCUGCUGCUGCCUCUCUUCUCCUACACCUUUUGCUGCUGCCAUCUCUCUCUCUCUCUCUCUCUCUGAAUAUUCUGUAAUUUGAGAAGUAAGAAGCUUUGUAAUAUUCAGAUUCUAUAAGUGCCUGUAAUCUGCUAUAUGUUCAGUUCAUACUUGUCAUGUGUUAAUUAGUAUUCUUCUACUGUAUGUGUGAGAUCCCUUAUGUGUUUGUUCCUUACUGCAGAAAUUUAUUCAGUUGUCCAUGUGUUAGCUCCAGUACAUGUGUGUUUUGUGAUGUAAACCAUGUCAGCUAGCUCACUGUAACAAAUUCAUGUUAGUAUUUGUGAUUUUAUUUUGUAUUGAAAUUACUCUCUUUGGUAGCCAGUUGUGUGAUCAUUCAAUUUUCAGUCUAUGUAUUAGCUCUGUACCUGUAAUAUAUGUUGUGACAUGAAGCAUUUUCAUCCCUAUUCAUUAUCUUGUUUCUUCCCUUUGUCAUAUGCUUGUUAGAUAAAUAUAUGUGUUCAUGUCCUGUUGUUUCCUUUUGUGUUAGCAUUUUAGUUUCUCAAGUAAUAGGAAAACACCAAAAAGACAACAUAGACAAUCUGAACUUCCCCUUUGCUUAUUUUGCAUUUUCUUUGGCGACAAUCUUUGGGAACGACCUUGUUAGUUUAGGAUUUAUUUUCUGCAUUCGUCUCUUAAAAUUGUGUUACUUAGAUUUAGCCAAGAAUAGUCAUCGUCGCCUAGUCCCUGUGGGGAACACGACACUCGCAGUUCGGGCGAAAUACCCUACUGUACUUACAAUCGAUCAUUUUGGUGCCGUUGCCGGGGACUAGCGUCGUGCGACCGUGUUAGGCUAUAGACUAGGUUUUGCUUCUGUUUCUAUCUAGUGCCAUAUAUUUGUGAUAUAUCUCUUACCCCUAACCACUGUUCUAGUUAUCUUCUCUUUGUUUUCUUGUUCAUUUUGUAGGUUGAAUCAUCUUCUCAGAUAUGGCUUACUAUUCAGAUCAUCAUGCUUAUGCGAGCAACACUACAAACAGAACGGAAAGUAUUCAAGACCUGAUAAAUAAGAUUUCCCAUCGAUUAGAUGAUUUAGCUCGGCAGCGAGAAGUAGUUUUUGAGGAUAGGCCUAGCUCUUAUGAUCCUUAUUCUAGAGGCCAUCCUUGUGUUGCUCCUACAUGCCAUAUUUGUGGAUUUCAGGGCCAUUCACCCGCUGAAUGUCAGCUUCGCUACUCUCACCCUCCAGAUUGUUUUGGCAUGAGCUUCGCUCAAGAGCAUAGCUCAUACCAAAACAAUUACUCACAUGGGUGGCCUGAAAACCCGAAUAUGUCAUAUAGGAGCAACAACCCUGAGAUCACACCGUUUGCUUCUAGUAAUCAUAUGCAGGGAAUUAGGUACAAUGAGGAGAGACAUAACCAUGCACCACAACAGUUUUAUUCACCUCCUACUCAUAUACCGCAGCACCAGGAGAUGUGUCCAAUGGAGUUAAAUGGUCCUCCAUUUGGUCAACCAACACCUUCAACACAAGUGCCCACACAAGAUGAUUUUGAUGAUAUAGACAAGCUCACAUUGCUUAGUCCCGAGUUCACUUGGAGUGCCGAAGAUGAUCCAAUUAGGCCGGUGAUACUAGAUGAAAUGAAGAAGCUCAAGAGUGGGAAGGAGCUAGUGGAAGAAGUAAGGAAAAUUGAGAAGAAUAUCAAUGCCGGGUGCACUAUCUCAUCCCUCCUUGAGCUGAGUGUUUCUGGGAUAUCCCUUGAGGUGUGUGAGGUUCCAACACCUUCACAUUCAGCUGAGCAACAUAGCGAGAGUCCAGAGGAACAGAUACUUCAGAUCCAAGAAGAAAUUCUCGAAGCCAAGGCACAAGAUGAUCCAGAGCUCGAAUACCCAAAUGAACAAGUUGAAGAUCCAAUGUCUAUCUCUCCCGAAGAAGUAAAAGAAGCUGCUGUAGAUGAACUUGAAGAACCAGAAAUUCAUUUGCCCAUUGUUACACAAGAGCGUGAUGUAGCAGGUUUAUCUAAUCCUCUUAAUGACAUGAGUCCUUAUGAUUUAUUUGCUUCUACCUUGCAUUACAUGAUGCCAUCACUUAAGAUUGAUUGGAAAACUCAUUUGCUUGGAUAUGAUGAUACAUACACUGUUGGUGGCAUUGCUCUCAUUCCUGAUGAUCACAGUUACUUUCCUCGUGCCAGUUCUAUGCUUAAUGAAACAUAUCAUUCCCAUGCUAGUCUUGAGCUUAAUGAUAAAUAUCAUCCUCAUGUUAGUGUUGACCUUGCUGAUUUCUACCAUCCUAAACAUGUGCUUUAUAACUAUGCUUAUGUAAUUGGAUAUUCAAUUGAUGACUUGGAGGGUAUUAUCCCUACCACUUGCAUUGUCUCUUUCGUUGAGUGCUCUUUCAGGUUCUUCCUUGUGCACGAAUCACUACAUGUUGACCAGGUUCGAGGUGACAUUCCUUGGGACCCCGGUGGAUCCUGAGCACGGAGACGAGGAAAAGCAAGGAGCACACAUAUGGAAGAGAGAAACUGGAGCGUGCUUGUGGAAGCAAAAGGAGAAGAGCUGCAGUUUAGAGAGUGUCGAGCGAGUGUUACAUCAAAGCUCGAAAAGUGCGACAAGGCAUAAAAUCCUUCUACUACAAAAGAUCAAGUGAUGGAGUCAAGGACCCGAGCGAGAAGAAAAGAAGUUACCUGGGGCAAGCUAAAGAAGUGGGAGGAUCUUCUUGUGAAGAAAGAAGAGAAGUAAGAGGGCCAAAUCACAAAGUGCAGAUGAGAGGAGGGGAACAAAAUCCCUAGGUGCUGGAGGGAUCCAAUCGGGCCUGGCAUAUCUCCAUCUCCCUCACCCCACCUUCUCCACCACCGGCCGCCGCCGCGGCCAGGCCGGCGUGGCGGCGCGCCACCGCGCCAUCACCAGCAUCCACCAGCACCAAUCCAUCUCCACGCCGCCGCCAGCACACACCACCCAUCCAUCCAGCCACCAGAGCCACCGCAUCACCACCGCGCCUCCACCCCAUGCUCGCGCGCUCGACCAGACGAGGUGCCUGGUCCCCCGCACGACCAUCCCCACGCUGCUGCUGCUCUUCCCACGUCCUUGAUGCUGCUCUGCUUGCGCCCGAUCUCUGCUGCUCCUUCUUCAAUCUCCUGCUGCUUCUCUUCUUCUAUCCCCAAAACUGCUGCUGCUCCCCAUCCUCACGUCCUUGCUGCUCCUCUUUCUUCAAUCUUGCUGCUGCUUCCCCCACGCCUCUGCUUCCUUUCUUCUCCUUCACUUCCUGCCUGCUGCUUCUCCUUCUUCCUUCACCUGCUGCGAUAUAUCUCUCUCUCUCCCACAUCUUUGCUGCUGCCCUGCUGAACCCUCCACGCCGCCGUCUUGCCCAUGCCUCUGCUGCUGCCUCUCUUCUCCUACACCUUUUGCUGCUGCCAUCUCUCCCUCUCUCUCUCCCUCUGAAUAUUCUGUAAUUUGAGAAGUAAGAAGCUUUGUAAUAUUCAGAUUCUAUAAGUGCCUGUAAUCUGCUAUAUGUUCAGUUCUUGUUUCUUCCCUUUGUCAUAUGCUUGUUAGAUAAAUAUAUGUGUUCAUGUCCUGUUGUUUC